Molecule: messenger RNA, 12764 nt
Organism: Fundulus heteroclitus (mummichog)
Lineage: Eukaryota; Metazoa; Chordata; Actinopteri; Cyprinodontiformes; Fundulidae
Gene: c22h10orf71
Product: titin
Exons: 2
Coding region: 635-11998 (3787 amino acids)
Biological process (GO): positive regulation of calcineurin-NFAT signaling cascade
Cellular component (GO): Z disc
Source: RefSeq, a predicted model, not a curated record
AACCUUCUGACUGACUUCCCCAGUUUACUCACAGUUAGCUGUCCCAGCUAACCGCCAACAUUGCUGUCCAGAUUUAUAAAUAGUUUAGAGGCUGUUUGUUUCAUCCGUCUGACACUCGACACCGAAGGAUCUCACAGACCCACAUGCUAAACUCAAGCCCUUAUUCCGUGGCCCCAUGGUGGACAAUCUCUGCGGGAUCGCUCCUCUAUUUCUGUCUGGUCUCCUGUCCUGAGUUCCUCUGCCUGCUGCUGGUCAGAUCCUCGGAGAUCUCACAGUGGAUCCCAAAGCAGAUUUGAAUUAUUCUUAUUGGGAAGACCCAGGAUCUCCCAGAGAGUGGCUGUGUGAGCUUACAGGCCAGCAUUAGAUCAGCAAGGCCUUCUUUUGGAGAGAGGGAGUUACUAAACAAUCACCAAAAGUAUGGACUUUAAACCUGGAAGGAAAGCAGUAGAUUCAAGGAUUAUAUGUGCAAAGCCAAACUAAAGCAGACAAUGCCUUUGGAUCAAAUCCUGAACAGAGGCCCCAAACCCCGGGUGCAGCAGCUCUACCAACACAAACAGAGUCAAACUUUAAGGUCAAUACUUGCAUGAAUGACUGAACCACUGAAAUCCAAGUUUUUUAUCUGUAACUUUGCAUCAUGACCUCGGUUGAGAAGCGCCGCUCAAGCCGGAGGAGCAGUGGGCACAGGAAGCACAGCGAUGGAGGCUUCAGUGACACGUCGAGUGGAGGCUCCUUCCUGGAUGAGACUGAUCGGGAGGUCAGCAAUCUGACAGACAGAGCGUUCAGAAGCCUUUGCAUCGGAGACGAGGCUGUUUAUAAUGACUCUGACCUCAGUUGGUCUUCGCCGAGCGCCCAGUCAGACAGACAGCUGGCCUUUUGCAGAGACAGCGAGGAGAGAGAAAGGGAGGACCGAAAGAGAGCUGCGCAGGAAGAUUUCAACCUCAGGGUGCAGCGAUAUGAGCAGGACUGGAUCACUGGAGGGACGUACGGAGCAGCGAUCCACAGAGAUCAGCAGUGGGGGGCGUAUGGGGAAAGGACACAGGGGACGGUUUCUGCCACAUUCCAGCACUCCUUAGUGGAAACCUCGCAGCUGGACACGUCUCUGAGAGAGAAGGAGCUGUCCUUCCUCAGCAACGGCACCACAGAGUUGAGUUCGCAGCAACGCAGAAGCCACUCGAGAGUUUCUUCUCUCAUCCGGGCUUACGGACCUGACGGACACAGAGACGGAGGGGGAACGGCCGAUAAGAUAAGAGAGCGGGAUGGUGGGACAAGUUGGGACAAAUCAGCCCUCAUGAGUAUUCAGAGAGAACUUUCUGAAUUUUCAUACCAGCAAAACUUUAACAGCCAUCAUUUCCAUCCUGCCGGGCCAUUUUCAUGUCAGGACGCCAACUUCUAUUCCUCUGAAUCGCAAACACUGGCGCAAAUAUCUCACGGAUUUAUGAGGUCGUCACAUAUUAAACACAGCAUGUCCUCACAGGCCAACUGCAGCUCCAACUUCUUUAUUCACAGUGAGUUCAGUCCCUUCAAGUUAUGGAGGGAUUAUAACAGGUUUCCCUUCCAGCAAGCCCAGGCCUCAGGCUUCAUGCAUUACUCAGAGUUUCCUAAAUGGUACCGGACGCCAAUGUACAAUGAACCUUCUCUUGAAAAUCAAGCGCACAGUCAUCAACGAGAUGCCAGAAACCCGAGGAACUACCAGGGACAGCCGGUUCCUCUCACGGCUCCUCGCUCCGUCUCUACUUCCUCUCAGGUGCAGAGAGCUUCAGCUGUGGAGAAACGGUGUGAGUCGGAGCUGGCCGUCCAUCAUCCGCACAGGAAGUGGACACAGAACCUGGGGACUAACAAACUCCCUUCCCAUCGACCAUCAACUGCAUCACCCUCAACUGAGAUGUCUCGCCGCGUCAGAGACACCAUCAGCUCCGUCAAAGCUCUGCAGCAGAAGGUUAAAAUGAUGUCAGAGCAAGAUUUGACUAACGAACAAGGAGUGUUUGGCAGGAAUGAAAGUUGGGUUCACUCAAGCAACAAUGCAUUGUCAUUGGAGACUAAUUGCGUCAGGAGUAACACAGCAAAUCCCUUUAGAGCCGGUCAGGAGCUCACCCCUUCAGUCCACCAACAUCAGGACGCAGAGACGUCCCGUUUACAUCAGCAUGAAGUUUCCCCUCAACCUGUGGAGCAUGCGCCGGUGCGAGCUGAAAGCCGCGGAGCGACUCCAGACAUCAGGAGGUCCAGCUACAGAGCCCGAGCCACGAGCCUUCUUUUCAACCUGAAAGACAACAGAAAAAGAGUGAAAAGCACCUACAGUCCAACCAAAUUCAAAGGCUUGGAUACGCCGGAGAAGACCCAACAGUCGUCUGUCCAGGAGCCGCCAGAAGCUGCAUUUACUGAUUCAGAUGUUCAGGGUCUCCAGCCAGAAGCCCCCAGAAGGACAAAUGCUGCUGUAAACCAGUAUCAACCCCCUGGACCAUCAAUUACACCGCAGACUUCUCACCCUGUCAGAAUGAACACAGCUCAGUAUCCAGAAAACACUGCAAGCUCAUACAAUGCAGCUCCGAUGGGUCACGGCUCUAGAUUCAGUGGCUUCGAGCCUUCACAUUACACCAACAAUCAGCGGGUGGGAAAUGGGCAGCAUCCCGAUAAAACUCUAGCAUCAAUUACGCCCUAUAGGCAAGAUAUUCAUAGAUCUGAAGACAAAGUUCAGCAGCCUUACGCAGCUGUGGACACAGCGAGGUUGAACGUUGACAACAAUCAGCACAGACAACAUCUAAUGGGCAAAGCAAAUACAGCGUCAGUUUUUAAUGAAACUACGGGAAGGGUGUUGACGAAGUUGGACACACAUGAGCAGGUCCAAGAAAACAAAUACGAUUACAAAAAUGUGUCCACGCAGGAUAGCUGGAGACAAGUAAACAGCCAAGAUCCAGAAAACACACAUCUCAAAAUAAACAUUUCCCCAUUGAAACAGGAGAACGCGUCUUUAAUAGAAAGCUCAAAGCAGCAAAACAUGCAUGGUGGAAAGAGGGAACAUGUAAAAGAUGUCAAUUUAAUGCAGAAUUAUAACAGAUUUACCGAUCAACAUGGCAGAGGACAACAAGAUCUUUAUUUUACAUCAGAUAAACCCAUAACCAUGAUAAAAACCGGUCCAAUCAAGCAAAAUAUACCAGUUCUAAAUGAGAAAAUACAAAAUAAGACCCAGUUCGAAAAGAAAAAUCCAACAAUUAUCCCCGGCAAUGCAUCCACCGUCACAAUGACAAAUCAGGUAAAGGACGCACAGAAUGUAGACAGCAAAGGUGAACAGGUCCUGACAUCACACAAGAAAACACAAUAUCCACAAGCAGAGCUGGCCAAAACCCAGCAGAAGUCCAACCCAGAGCCAUCAAAAGCGGAAUCAGCUGGGUUUAUUUUAGCAGGGCAAACUGGGUUCGAAACUGUCAAAACGCAAGAGUCCAAAUCAGAACCGACAGAGCUGCAAAAUAUAGGACAAGUCAAAGAAAGUCAUAUAAUUAAAGCGGGGGAGGGAAAAGAUCAACAUAAAGAAAAGUUAGGAGACAAAUGUUUUCAGACAGAAAACGAGAAGCAGAUAAAGGCUGAAAAAGAAAGGGCCCAGAAACUGACCGACGAGCCAAUAAAUGUCACAGAGAAAGUCCCUAAGAAGCCCAAAACAGAACAAGCUGAAGCGGAGAAGCUAAAAGAGGAAUGCAUAAAAACCAAACUGGCAAAGACUGAGACGCCUGAGCGGGUCAGUAUAAACCAAGUUAAACAUGAACAGGCCAACGGCCUGCAAGCUGAGGAAAAACAGCGGCGCACAGAAACAGCUGAAGGAGAGGCAGAGAAAAUCAAGACUGAAAAGGUUAAAGCAGAAAAGAUCGGAGGCGAAAAAAGAGAGCAGAUGAAAGAGUCAGAAACCAAAGCAAGAGACACAAAGAGAAUGGAAGUGGAAGUGUUGGAGAUCAGAGCAGACCACAUGAAAGUGGAGGAUGUCAGAGAGGCUAGGGAUGAGAAAGACCCAAGUCCUGCUCGUCAAAAAUAUUUAGAGAAGGCUUCAUCAUCUACAGGAGCAGAAAAGGCAAAGCUGGAAGAAAACCUGGAGAAAAAGGAACCCAAGCAAUCAAAAACAGAAAACCUGCUGUCAGCUAAACUCUCAGCUAAGGUUGCAGCAACGCAGCAGGUCAGACAGGAACCAGACCGAGUCGAGCAGGUUAAGACGGAGCUAGCUAAAGCCAGAGCAGAGUUGGCCAGAAUAAAGGAGAAAAUGAGAGGAGAGCAAAAAGAAAAAGUGAGAAACAUUCUUUUUAGUAAAGAGGAAGCUACGUGGAAGAGCAUCGAUCCUAUAGAUACAAAUACAGGUAGAAAUGUAGGCAGCAUAAACCAGAGCCACCCAGCUGAAAUGCAAACCCAUGCGGUCACUGAUGAUUAUCAACGGCUCAGGGAAAAAUAUGGUUUCACUCAGGCGGCAUCAGCAAACAGCACCAAAGCGUCAGUCACAGAAAAUGUUCCCUCAAAUGAUCUCAACGAUACUGCAGUAGGGACAGGAAAUAAAUCGAUUGAAGAGCCAUGUCUCAAGGACUUAUUUUUGACAUCGGGCACAGACGAUAAGGUGGGAGUUAGAGGCUUUAAAGGCAGCGAGGAGAAAGGCAGUCCAUGUGAUCACAAUAAGUCAUUAAAUGAACCACAGUUUUCUGGCUCUCAUUGUCUCCACACAAAUCCCUAUGAUAAAGCAAACAGAGAAAACGUAGCAAAGAAAGGGAAGGACAACAGUGGUCAGAGAACUGAUGUUAUUAAAGACACAGCUUCACUGCAAAAGGACUCUGUCACGGUCAAACAGGAAAGAAAGUCAAAUGAUCAACGUUUCAGCACAGGAAAAGACACUCCCCCUACUGCUUUACCUCAAAAGGCGAAAGCUCAAACUAAGCAGGAGAUACUGACUUCCAAAAUAAAAGCUCACGCAGAAAAAGAGAUUUCUGCAAUAAAAGAAAAGGGAUUUGCUUUACCAGAAGGUUUUAUAGGCAAAGGCUCCACCAAGCAGUUCACAUGUGGUCAGAGCGUUAAUGUCCGGCAGAGGCCUUCUUCACAGGAAGUGCCUAAAAGUGCCAAUAAAAUCACACCAAAGCAUCAGGUGGAGCCUCCAGGAGCAGAAAAAGAAGCAGCGGAGUGUGCUUCAUCUCUGAGCUCUGAAACAGUGAGCGGUCAUGCCGCAGAAAAACCUACAAAAACAAUUCAACCAUCAGGUGCCAGUGUGAGCAGGACAAUGCAAACAGAAUCCGAGAUCACGUCAAUAUCGCAACAAAAAGAGGCAAACCCUCCAGAAACAUCUGCAAAACAGAACUGGGAUGUGCAACAAGUAGCCAACGAUGAAGCUCUCAGCAAAACAAGAGACCUUACACAAGAUACAAGUACCUCUAAACCAGUGACCACAGAGGAAACUGAAACUAAGGAAGCAGCUCGUAAAGACUCAGGACUUGUGGAUUGUGUAAAUCAGAAAGAACCCCCUGUAACAGACGACACCGUGCAGAUUAUGGGGAUCAUGGUAACUGUAGUGGAAAGAAAGCCGACAGUGAGCAAUGUUCCCCAGAAUAGCAAUGCUGAAAAUCAAACCACUGCAGCAGAAAGAGAGUGCAAUAAAUCAGAUUCAGGUCAAGAAGAGGUCUUAGUGAAGGCAAAUGACUCAAAACAGAGUCAGUCUAUGGUGAAGGAAGAUGAGGCCGCUCUUGGUAAGGAUACUUCUUCACAGAACCUGCAGGAAGCUUUAACCUGGGAGGCAUUGAACAGAGAGACGACAGCAGAAAUGGCAGAUCUCCAGCUCAACAGUUGCACCGUUAACACAGAGCUACGACGGAUGAGACAACCAGAAGCGACAGCUCUAUCUGAUAGUGAUGAAAUGUUGGCCCAAACUCAACCGGUUCUCCACCAAACAGUCGCAAUUCAAGAAGAAACAAAGGAUGUCACUAUCAAAACGCCAAUGAAAGAUUGGUCCAAAAGCUUUGGACAAACAGAGGGAGGAGAUGAAGAAAAUCAACAGAAAGUGCAAAAGCCCCCGGCGAAUGAAAUAUCUCGUGAGAAAGUCAACAAAGCUGAAAAUGAUCUGCUAGUAAAAGAUGAUAUGAAAACAGGUAAAGAUUUUUCUAAAAGCAGCAGCAAGGACGGGCAUUGUGCUCCAUACCCAGAACAUAACAUCUGCCCCUCUACCUUACCAAGCUCACUGAGCAAAGGUGGUGUUCCCAAUAAUUUAGCCGUGAAUGAAACCAGGCAUGUGUCUCAAAACCUGCAGUCCACUGAAACACACACCGAAGGAAAUGGUCAAGAAGCUACGAGUGUCCAUAUUGACAACAUUGCCAUCAGAGCUGAGCCAGUUGGAGAUAAAAAAGAUCAUGUGGAAAUGGUGGAACAUCGUGACUUAAAAACUAGCCCAUCCAAUAUGGAGUCUCCCUAUGAACAGCAACAAGCUGCAGCAUCUAGCAGUGAAGGAAAAGCAACGAGUUCAACUAAUGGACAUUGUUCUGAAAACUUGAUUCAAGCAAACACUGAGCAAAACAGGAAAGACAGUCUGGAGGAGAAAUUAGCUGUACAGUAUGUGUUAUCCAGUGUACGGAAACUGUCUGACUCGUUGAAGGCGAUUGAUAAACAGAACAACACAAACGCAGCCAGGGAACCUGCUGUCGCCGAGGACAAGAAAUCUGAACCUGGCACACAGCUGGUGGAAGCAGAAUACUUUCAAGUACAAGGGCUAGCAGAGACGAAUGACGCGUCUCAUGGCAGUAUGGAAGCUGGAAAUGAUUCAAAGGCAGAGGAUGUUCUGAAGGUAUUACCAAGCAAGACAGUUAUCGGCAACAGACUGCACAAGGAAGAAAAAAGUGACGCCUUUGUGUUCACUGUGGAUCCAAGUGAAAGAAUAGCAGAUCUGUCAAGUUUAACAAAUAUUCAGGGUGAGAACUUGACAAGGAAACAUUUGGAGACUGAAGAUAAUACGGUUGCUCCAAAACAGAGUGGCGGUUUCAUGGAUAGUUGGAAUAAUAACAAAAAAGGGGAGUCAGGUCAAUCUAAUCCCAGCAGAAAACACAAUGAGGAAAACCAGUGUGACUCCUCAACAAUGGAAAGAGAGCACUCAAGUGAUCAACACUUAAAAAACACACAUUUGGCUAAAGAAAGGGCUGAAGUUAAACCAAAACUGAAAGAACGAACGUCUGCAAUACCUGAGAUCUCAGCCCUUGCGGACUACGCCAGAUUAAAGGUGAUUGUUUCAGAGGAUAAAGAAGUGCCGCAGGUUCAUCAAUUCCCUCCGAAUAAAAAGGAAGGGUUCUUCCCGCUAAUCCAAACACGUCACAGCAGAUGUCCUGUGUUUACUGAUGACCCACAAGACCCCUCUGUGAAAACUCGAAGCGUGCCAAAUAAGACAGAGAUAAGUGCCACAGCUUCUAAAGAGCCCAAAUCCCUAGUAUUUCCUAUCAUGGAGAAGGAACACCAAAGAACUGGGAUGUUCAAACUGGCAGACAAAGAAAGGCAAGAGAAAAUGAAUGCCAAAAUGAAAAUAUGUUUGUUAGACAAAAACGAAAGUCAAACAGAUACAAACAAUUUAUCCAAAGCUAAGACAGAACUAUUUGCUCAAGCAUCAGAGGGGCAGCAAAUGAGGCUUGUAGAAGUAGAGCAACAGAGAGAAGCUGCACGUGAGGAGCAGCAGAGAAGAGAAUCAGAGGAGCAGCAAAAGAGAGCUGUACAAAUGACGCUAUCAGGGAGGCUUGCAGAAGAAGAGCAAAGACCACAAGAUGCUCUCAACGAACAGCAAACAAGAGAAGCAGAGAAGCAACAAAGGAGGGCUUCACAAUUGGCGAUACAAGGGAGGAUUGCUGAAGAUCAGCAGAGGAAAUUUGCACAUGCUGAACAUCAGAGAAGAGCAGCAGAGGAGCAGCAAAGGAGGCUCGCAGAAGAAGAGCGGCAGAGGAAAGCUGCAGAUGCUGAACAACAGAGAAGAGCAGCAGAGGAGCAGCAAAGGAGGCUUGCAGAAGAAGAACAGCAGAGGAAAGCUGCUCACGCUGAACAUCAGAGAAGAGCAGCAGAGGAGCAGCAAAGGAGGCUUGCAGAAGAAGAGCGGCAGAGGAAAGCUGCAGAGGCUGAACAUCAGAGAAGAGCAGCAGAGGAGCAGCAAAGGAGGCACGCAGAAGAAGAACAGCAGAGGAAAGCUGCACAUGCUGAACAACGGAGAAGAGAAGCAGGGGAGCAGCAAAGGAGGCUCGCAGAAGAAGAGCAGCAGAGGAAAGCUGCACAUGCUGAACAUCAGAGAAGAGCAGUAGAGGAGCAGCAAAGGAGGCUUGCAGAAGAAGAACAGCAGAGGAAAGCUGUGCAAGCUGAACAUCAGAGAAGAGCAGCAGAGGAGCAGCAAAGGAGGCUUGCAGAAGAAGAACAGCAGAGAAAAGCUGCAGAUGCUGAACAACAGAGAAGAGCAGCAGAGGAGCAGCAAAGGAGGCUUGCAGAAGAAGAGCGACAGAGGAAAGCUGCACAUGCUGAACAACAGAGAAAAGCAGCAGAGGAGCAGCAAAGGAGGCUCGCAGAAGAAGAGCAGCAGAGGAAAGCUGCACAUGCUGAACGACAGAGAAGAGCAGUAGAGGAGCAGCAAAGGAGGCUUGCAGAAGAAGAACAGCAGAGGAAAGCUGCAGAGGCUGAACAUCAGAGAAGAGCAGCAGAGGAGCAGCAAAGGAGGCUCGCAGAAGAAGAGCAGCAGAGGAAAGCUGCACAUGCUGAACAUCAGAGAAAAGCAGCAGAGGAGCAGCAAAGGAGGCUCGCAGAAGAAGAGCAGCAGAGGAAAGCUGCACAUGCUGAACGACAGAGAAGAGCAGUAGAGGAGCAGCAAAGGAGGCUUGCAGAAGAAGAACAGCAGAGGAAAGCUGCAGAGGCUGAACAUCAGAGAAGAGCAGCAGAGGAGCAGCAAAGGAGGCUCGCAGAAGAAGAACAGCAGAGGAAAGCUGCAGAGGCUGAACGACAGAGAAGAGCAGUAGAGGAGCAGCAAAGGAGGCUUGCAGAAGAAGAGCAGCAGAGGAAAGCUGCAGAUGCUGAACGACAGAGAAGAGCAGCAGAGGAGCAGCAAAGGAGGCUCGCAGAAGAAGAACAGCAGAGGAAAGCUGCAAAAGAAUCACAGCAGAGAAGAGAGAUAGAGGAGCAGCAAAGAAGGGCUGCACAUAUUGAGCUACAAAGGCAGCUUGCAGCAGAACAUCAAAGAAGACAAGAUGCACAUGAGGAACAACAAAGAAAAACAGAGGAGCAUGAAAGGACAAUUGCACAGUUGGAGCAACAAAUGAGUAUUUCAGAAGUAAAACAACAGAGAAGAGCAGCAGAGGAGCAGCAGAGGAGGUUCAAGGAAGGGCCACAAGUGAAGAAGAGUGCACAUGAAGAGUGGGAGAGAACUAUACAAGAGAAACAAAGAGAAGCAGAGCAGCAGCAAUGUACAGCAUUGCAAAAUGAUCAACAGAGGAAAGCAACCGAAGAAAAACAAAGAAGAGCGUCACAACUGCAACAGAGAGAAGCACACGAACAGCAAAUGAUGAUUGUCCACGAGGAGAAGCAAAGAAGAGAAGCAGAGGAGCAUCAAUGGAGAGUUGCUCAGAAGAACCAGCAAAAGAUACUUUCACCGGAAGAACAACAAAGAAGAGAAUUAGAUGAGCAGGAAAGAAAAGGUGCACACGACGAGCAACAGAGGAAAGCUGCACAAGGAAAGCAGCAAAGCAUAACAUCUCUGCGUGGAGAGCAAAGGCAAGUUAAACAUGUCAAAGAGCAGACAGUUGCACCUAUUCAAAAAGAAACAAAGGGAAGACUAAGAGAAGAUAUAAAUGUUGCUCUCAGUCCAGAGAAGGAAAGCAUCAAACAAAUCGAUCUUAACAAAGAUAACAACAUGCAGGAUCAGGCUGAAGAUCCCGUGAAUGAAAGGCCUAUGGGAGAGGACAAAACUACGUCACAGAAAAGGUUAGAAAGUGAAAACAUGGCUGCUGAAGAGGAGAAAGUCAUGAGAGAACAGAGGGUAGAAAGGCAUGUCAAACAUGAGAGUGUUGAAGCACAAGAGACAUUAACUACUAAUGAUCGUCAAGCUAAAAAGGCAGAAGGUGACGAACGGUUAGCAUCUCUCAAAGAAAAAGCAAGAUACCUUGAGAUGGAGAUGGAAAACAGAGCAGCACAGAGGACAGAUGCCCUCCAGUAUUAUGCAAUCACUUCAACCAGCAGAGAAAGGAAACCCAGAGAAAGACAGCUGUCCUCCCCUUUACAGCCACUACAACAGAAUAAAAAAGUCACGGAGUUGGAAUCACCCAACGACUCUUUGUUCCCCACCAGACCUCACAGAUCUCCUGCGGCUGCAUCCCCAGCUCCAUCUCUGCCUCGUUCAAACACCUCCUCUCCUGCAUUAGGAGUCAAGCCCUUAAUGUUCAGAGUGAAGGAUAACACCAUGAGAGGUUCCUCUUUCACAAAGUCAGUCAAGCCACGUUUCCAUAGGAACUUUGGAGAGGAUUUCUCGACGCUGGGAGGGGGAUCAGAUAAAACGGAAGAAGACCAGGACAUGAUUAGACGGAAUGCAGGGACCCCAUUAAAUCGCUUUUCUGCAAUCAGCGAGUCAGCGGCUUUCUUCUCACCAUCUUCAUCACAAGACUACUCAAACUCUCUCACUCACCUGAGACCCUAUUCAAGGAGAAGCAUGGUGAUGGACGACGACGAGUCCCGCUCCAUCAUCAGCAACAUGUCAGAGGAUGUGGAGAGCUUUGCGACCAGCGCAGCAGACCUGACCGAUCUGCACGGCCAGUUUGACCUGGACAGACCCGAGUCGGCCUGCAGCUUCAGCAGCGAUGCGUCUCGCUCUCUGGGCAAACCUCCGGUCGUUCCGCCGAAAAGUGAGAAAGCCUUGCGCAGAGCCCAACGGUUAACCUCUCGAAGGAUGAGGAAAGAGCUUUCCAAGGCUGCAGCACCAGGCUCCGCGGGAGUUGGGAAAGAAGCCGCCGGUUUUCCUUCUUCGUCAUCCGCCUCUGACGAGGUACGCUCCACCAACCACCAUGCUGUGGCUUCCCCUCAUUUUUCUCCGCCUGUUACCUUUGCUCUUGCGCCAGCUCCUGGAUCUAGCUUGCCUUCUUCUCAUACAAAUCCCAAACCCUCUCAUUGCUCCUUCCAUGCUUCCCCUCAUGCCACCGGCCCCAUCUCGAUUCCCAGCCCCUCGCCUCAUGCCGGCUCUGCUGUGUCCCUUCAUGCUUCCGGCCCUGCUUCCAAACACGCCGCCCUUCAAACCGUUGCUCACGUAUCCUCUUCUCCCACUCUCCAUCAUGUCCACCCCCCGGCCCCUCCAGUGACACAGUACCACGUAGAGUCGACCAGCUAUCCCCAGUCCUAUCCACUGACGCAGCGCAAGGUUCUGCAAGAUCUGGGAUCCGGUCAGUACUUUGUGGUGGACGUACCUGUUCAAGUAAAAACGAAGACUUUCUUUGACCCGGAGACAGGGAAAUAUGUUCAGCUGAACGUGCGUCAGACCGCUCCGAGCAUUUCUCAACCUCCGCUUCAGCAAGCGUACCAACAGCCUCAAGUGCCACCCCAAAUGCCCCUCGCUUCUGUCGCCUCCGUUGCCAGCAAGCCUUUUAGGUUUUAUCAAGGCUACCACGAUUCUUCCCAGCACUACCAGACAGCGGUUGUCAACCCUGCGCCGCCGAGCAGCUCAGCAGUCCCGGCAACUCCGCACCAAAACCCACAGACGUCCAGGGAGGCCCACAGCUACGGGAACCCGGUUCCCGGAGUAGAUCAGAACUCCGAGGGGCGUCGCUACAGUCCAGAGAAGGCGCCAUACAUGGACACAGUUAGUGACGUCACCAAAACUCACAACUUGGUAAACAGCGUGCAGGAGAUAAGCGACCCUUUCCUCGACUGUGACACGGACAGCCAGCUUGGUAGAAGUUCAGUUUGUGAAAACGAACGCUCGGCUAACUCGGAGUAUCAACCCCGUGACAUUAUAGCCAUAAGUGAACUGGAAGAUUUCAUGGAGGUGUCUGACUGGUGAGAGCAAAAAACCAACGUAGACUUUUAAAGAAAGUAUUUGCUGAGAUUAUAACUCCGGAAACCUAAAAAUGUUUAGAUAAUGACGUUUGAACAACUCUUCAAAUGAAAUAAAUCUUGUUUUUGACCUAAGAUGUCACCGGGACGUGCUCUUAAACUGCUGCUGGUGCCUUUUUUCAGAGAUCAACUGUUCUAUUCUAUAUUUCUAUUCUAUAUUUAUUGCUACCAUUCCAUGUGACUUUGAAUGUCAGAAGCUAAGAUAUGUCUCCUGUGUUAACAGUAUCAUCUGUAUCUCAUUUCUUCAUAUGGUGAACACACCUCACAUAAACAAACUGCAAACUCCCCCGUUAUAAUGUUAUAAAGCGCGUUGGUUCUUGUAAGAAAACACAUUUACAUUUGCAUUAUGAGCAACGAAUGGCCUGCCUCACUUUUCCGUUUGUGAAAGCCUUGCAAUGCAUGAAAUAUUAACUCUUUGAAGGUUUUCAAAUGGUAUACAGCACAGCUUGUCUAUGCAGCAGGUGUCGAAAUGAACGUGGCGACAAGGCAGUGAUGAGAUUGAUGAGCUACUGUUGUUAAAUAUGUACAGUAGUCUAUUUUUGUAACAUGGAUGUUUCUCGGAGUGCUUUUGUGUUGCUGUGAUUGUAGCAUGACACGGACCGUUUCAGACAACAACAAACACCCUUCACACAGAUAUUUUGCCAUCAGGUGAUUGUCUUUUUUUUUCUUCUGAAGACUUAAAAUAAAAAAAAAAAGAUUUUUGAAAGAUUUCA